UUCUUUUCUUUUUUAAUCUAUUUCCUUCUUUUCUUUUUUUAAAUCUAUUUCCUUCUUUUCUUAUUAGAAUACUUUGUCGAGCAAUAACGAUUCUCAGCAACGAUAAGAAGUCACGGAGGAUAGUUCAAUUUGUGCUGAUCGAGAGCCAGUUAUGCAAUCAAGAACCAAAAAAACCGAAGCAAUCCACCCUUACCAAUUGCUUAGAGAGAAGUUCAAGUUUUGAAGAUUAGUUAGUGCCAUAAUUUUAUAAAAAUAUUACUUUUUGAAUGUAAGGUGGACAAAAAUACAAUGAAAUUACUCAGGCACUAGUUUACAUGAUUUGUAAAGAUAGUAUGCCACUAUCAUGUGUGGGAAAAAAUGGCCUUCAAAAAUUUGUUCGCACGGUUAAUCCUCUCUAGAAACUCCCAUCUAGAAAAAAGGUGACUCGCUUAAUAAAAAACAGAUAUAAUACUACAAAAGAGGUUCUGAUGAAAGCUUUAGAUGAGGCAAAUUAUUUAAGUUUCACAAGUGACAUACUUAGAACUACUAAUUCAACCAGAAGCUUUUUAGUAUUAACAGUUCACCUUAUUGACCCCAAAAUAGGGAAGAGUUCACCUACCAUUCAGAGUAUAAAAUUGUGUGCGCAGAAAUUAUCCCAGAGUCAUAUAGCCGAGUACAUCAAAGAAACUUGGGAUAAAAUAUGUGAAGAGUUUGUGAUGGACAAAAGUAAAAUCGUCUCUAUCACCACUGAUGGUGGCGCAAACAUGGUCGCAGCAGUGCGAUUAAUUGUUCGAAAUGAUCGUAGGGUUCCCCGUAUGGCUCAUUGCCUAAAUUUAAUUGUUGAUGGGGUACUAAAAGAAACUUAUGAGUUUUCAGCACUCUGUGACCAUGUUAAAAUUAUAGUAACAUUUUUCAAACAAUUGGUAAGUGCCUCGGACCAACUAAGAACUGAACAACAAGCAUCGGAAAAAAAAGAAGGUGAAGUCUUGACACUAAUUCAAGUAGUUAGCACUAGAUGGAAUUCGUGCUUAGAUAUGUUGGGACGAUUUGUUAAACUGUCUGCUCUUGUAGCAAAUAUUUUCGCCACAAAAAGUCAAACUAAUAAAAAAACACCUGAUAUUGUUGCAACUUCGCAGCUUAAUGUAUUACGAGACCUUAUUGCCCUUCUUGGUCCGUUUAAAGAAGCGACUGAAGAGAUAAGUGGGGCAAAUUAUGUGACGUUAAGCCUAGCAAUUUCUGUUUCAAAUUUGCUCCGUCAAGUAACGGAUCAAACGAAUCCAUCGACCACUCUGGGAGAGACUGUUAAAAAGGCUUUACUAAAAAAAAUCGACGAAGAACUCAUUCUCUUUCAUAACAAUACUUUUCUCUCAGCAGCUACAAUAUUAGACCCGCGGUUCAAACGUCUCCAUUUAUGUCUCCAAUUACCGUGUCACAUGCUAUAAGAAAAAUAAGCAAUGAUAUUCGCUUAGAGCACAGGCGUAGAGGACAGCGUUCUUCAGAUUUAAGGCCAAUUCAAGCAGCACCAGAACCUAGUGAAUCAUCAAUUUGGUGUAGACAUGAAAAACUUAUAUCCCUCAGCACAAAUAGAGCAGAAGUUCCAAGUUCUAGUAGUGUUCCUAAUGAACUUAAACAGUAUCUGGACCAACCACUAAUAGAAAGAAAAUCAGACCCCAUAGAAUUCUGGGUGAAUUGGCGACAUUUUACGCCGGUCCUCUCUGAAAUUGCGUUAAGGUAUUUAAUCUGCCAAGCUUCCUCAGUAUCAUCUGAAAGACUUGCUUCGGCUGUAAACUUAGUUGUACCAGAUAAUAGAAGCAGACUAACCGGAGAGCAUAUCAAAGAAAGAGUGCUUCUGAUGUCUAUAUCAGAUAACUAUUGGUUUGACUAAAAAACAAUUGUUAAAAUUUUAAAUUUUCAUGUUUAUUGCAAUAAUAAUAGUUGAAUAUGUAUUUUAUUAAUAAGCAAAACUAACAAAAGUACCAAAUGUCUUUUCACAUUUGAAUAUUUUAACAACUUUUCGGUAAUCACGCUCCUGAGAGUAAAAGUAUCGAUAUAUCGAAAUAUCGAUAUUUUUUAUUCUGCAUUUAUCGAUAUUGUCUAAAAAUAUCGAUACGAUAUAUAUUGAUAUAUUUUUUCCCAUCCCUACUUCGAGCUCGAAAAAAGUGACAUUUCGUAAUAACUUCCGAAAAAUUGAAAGUAAUCAACAAUGAUUGUUUUUUCAAGUUUUGGUCACGAUUAUGCUUGAUAAAUUCAAUAUUUUUGAACAGAAAUAUCUAGAAAUAGAAAUGAUUGAUAGGAAGAGUUACGUGAACUUUCAACCAAACCAGCAAGUUGACAUAUGAAACAUCCGAAAAAAAAGUUAGGAACAGUGAUUUCUCGAAAAUUUAAUUGAUGAUAUUAUUUAAACUAACAAACCGAUUUCAAUAAAUUCAAAAAAUCAUCAGGCCUGAUCAUGCGUUAAUCUCAUGCAUGAUCAUGUCUGAGUAUUUGCCAGCCAUAAGCAUGCGUGAUCGUGCUCGGUCAGGCAUGAUUAUGCUCUCUCAUGCAUGAUCACGCAUGAUCAUGGCUGGCAAAUAUUCAGGCAUGAUCAUGCUUGAGCAAGCAUAAUCAUGUUUGACCAAGCAUGAUCAGUCCUGAUCAAGCACAAUGCCUAGAAUUAUUUUAAAAAACAUGAAAAUAAUGAUAAUUCAAUUUUAAAUUAACUUAUUUUGUUAGUAUUGAUGUAUAGUUAAUGGUUACUGGCUGAGAAGUGUUAUUGAAAUUUAACCCGUGACGGGUCUUGAACCAACGACCGUCGUGUUAUAAGGCACGUCAGCUGUCCACUAAGGCUGACCUGUCUCGUUCAGUUUACGACGAUUCUUAACAUUUUUUAAAAACUUGGGUUGUAAAAAAUAGAAUAUCAUCUGAAUUCAAUCUUGAUUUAAUUAUUACAUAUUUUUUUAAUAGUGAAUGAAAAUAAUUCUAGUUAUAAAUUACAAGCAAAUUUAACAAUUAAAUUAAUCUUAAUUAUUCAUUGAAAAAAAAAAAAUCUGCAAUUGUAUUGACUAUCAUUAUCAAUUUCGCAAGAAUUUAUUAAUUCAAUUCUUCAAUUAAUAAAAAAAAAAUUUGUAAUUAAAUCUAUUUUUUGGAAAAAAAGAAUAAUUUUAAUUAUUAGUAGAAUUAAAAAUUAUAAAUUGAAUUUAUUGUAAUCAUCGAUAAAAAAAAACAAAGUAACUUUAACUACUAACUUCAAAAUAAAAAUAAAUGUUCAAUUAUUAAAAUUUUUUCAUCAGAAAUAUUUGAUUAUUCCUGAUUAAAAACGUCGAUUAAAUCUGAUUCAAGCUCGAUCGGAUUUCGAUUGUAUUUUUUUGCAUGAUCAGACAUGAUUUUGCAUGAAUCAUGCUUAAUCGUGCAUGAUUUAUACAUGGCCAUGCUUAGUCUUGUCUAAGCCUUAAAGCUUAUAAAACAAUAAAAACUAACAGUUUCACAGUAUAGAUAACUUUGGCUGAUAAUGAUUUAAUUAUUUAUGGAUCAACACAAUUUUUCGUAGAGUUAGAGAAAAUAAUCUGUUUUGUUUUAGAAGAAUUAGUUAUUGAACAUACAAAAUUUUUCUGUAAUGUUGAACAUCAGGUGAAUAUAACUCAUAUAAUACCUAUUCGUGAAAGUAGAAAACUAUUAUUUCUAACAAUAAAUCAAAUUAAAACAAUGCGCCAUGUAUUGCGUGUAGGAAAUUUUAUACGUAAUAGUUUUAAAUUAUUAAAAAAUAAAUUUUAAGCAACAAAAUUUUUUAAUUAUAAUUAUUAUUAUACAUUCCGAAUUAUACAGUCUCAUCCAUGAUCAUACAUGAUUGAAUAUCACUUUGUAUGAAUCAGACAUAGUCGUGUAUGCUCAUGCAAAGUCAUACUCAGUCAUGCAAUCUCAUGCAUGAUGAUUAAUUUUCCGUUAUAUAUAAUCAUGCAUAAUUGGGCAUGAUUUUACAUGGUCAUGUAUGACGUUGCAUAAUUCGUGCAGUUUCAUGAAUGAUCAUUCAUGACUGAGCUUGGUCAUGUAUGACGUUUCACAAAUCAUGUGUGACUAUUCCUUCCUUGUCAUGCACGAUUGAACAUGAUUUUACAUGGUCAUGCAUAACGUUGCAUAACUCGUGCAAUAUCAUGAAUGAUCAUUCAUGACUGAGCUUGGUCAUACAUGACGUUGCAUGAAUCUUGUGUAAUUAUUAUUUCCUCGCCAUGCAUGACCAUGCGCAAUUGAACAUGGAUUUGCAUAGGCAUGCAUGAUGCAUAAUUCGUGCAGUUUCAUUAAUGAUAUUUCAUGACUGAGCUUGGUCAUGCAUGAUAUUGCAUGAAUCAUGCAUGACUAUUCUUGCCUUGUCAUGCAUGGUCAUGCAUGAUUGAACAUGUCUUUGCAUGAUCGUGCAAAAUCAUGCACGAUCAUACCUGAAUCAUGUAUAAAUCAUGCAUGAUUCAUGCAUGAUCAGGCCUGAUGAUUUUUCCCGGGUUGUUAUUUUUUCAAUUUUUCGUGGCCGAUAUCUUUCCAACUAAUCAACAGUUUUUGAGGUUUGAAGCGGCAUUGGAAUUGGUUUUUCAAACUCUAACGCUAAAAAGUAUUUCGAAUCAAUCAGUUUUGCAAUUUCGAAGCUUUUAAAAACAAACUCUCUUGAAAUGAUUUUUACAACGAAAUCUCUUGAAUCAUUAAUCCGAGCUCGAUGGUUCAGGCAGUAUUCGACGCAGCUUAUGAAGCUUGAGAGCUAAUUAGAUUUUGAAAUAGGUCAAUUUAAUAUUUACGGAAAACGUAAAAAGACGAUUUUUUUCCAUUCUUUUGUCAACGAUAUCUCUCGAAUCGAUCGACCGAUUGAGAUGUUCUUGGUGACAAUCGAAAGGUUUUAUCAAGUUUCGAAAUAUCCAAAUAAAAAAUAAAAAAAAACCUGGGCAACGGUUGAUCCAGCGGGCCAGCCUCAAAACUUCUCAAGCCUAGCAAUGAAAAGUCGGCAGAAACCAUUGAAAUAUGCGUAGGAAUUUGUAGCUAAAUAGUUGCUAAAAUCACGACUUUGUAGCUCUAUUUAGUUCCACAAAAAGCAAAUUACUGUUAUCUUUACAUCAAGCUAGCAGUAAAAUGACAGGACUGCCCAGGAGAAAAUGGACUAAUUGUAACUAAUGGAGUCUAAAUUUGUCGCUAAUUUAUUGCUGAAAAACAGUACAGAAAAAGAUUUAUUAAGCCCUAGAGUCAGCUGGACAUUGUUAAUAAUUGUAACUACCAACCAGUGUCCCUGCUAUCGUGAUAUACAGUUUUUAUUGACACAUUGAUUUCAUAGAAUUUGUUGCUGGUCGCAGAUGUCAUCAGUGAAGCCCCCAGAGAGCCAACAACAAAAUAAAAACUAAAAAUCAGCCCGACCUGGUGACCGGUAACUAACGACUAGUGUCCAUGCUAUCGUAACGCACAGUUUUUAUUGAUAAAACUCUGUCAUAGAUUUUUAAAUUAAGAAUGGUAAAUCGGUUUCGGAAAGAAAUUCUAAUCGAAUUUUUAGGCUUUAUAUGUGUUGCUAAGUUCUGAAAAUUUUAAAAGUUUAAAACUUCUAUCGCAAUUAGUAUUUGAGCAAAAAAAAAUUGAAUUAGGGCUCAUAAGUGCUUGAACAAGAAAAUUAUCGCUUUAUAACAAAACUGAAUCUUUCAAAGAGAAAAUUUUAUUUUUUUUUUAUUUUUAACUUUGUGGUACUACAUUGACGAAUUUAGAAAUAUUUAAUAUUUUCUAGAAAUUUGAAAAGCUUCUAAACAAAAUAUUUCGUAAUUUUACUAAGUUGUAUUACUAGAAAAAAACAACAUACAAAAAUAAAUUAUUUUCCAAUGAUCUUACAUCACAUAACUAUUAUUUAUUUAUUUUUUUUUUUUUCAAAAGUCCUUUUCAGCUGAUAGAGAAAAGAAAAAAAUUUUCACAAUCUUUAGUUUUUAUUUUCUUUGUUGGAAAUCCACUAAGAGUGAGGUCUAGAACUCGCAGGUUUUUAUUAUCUUAAUAGUAUCAAUGAAUCAUGAAUGAAUAAUAAAUUAUGAUUUUUUUCGCUUUGUUUCGAGUAUUAGCAAUGGUAAGAUGGCCUAUAGAAGCUUUAUAAAAAAACGCCGACUCUUGAAGGGAUGUUUUUUUAAUAAUUUUACAUAAGCAUUUAGGAAAUGAGCAUUGUCCAUUCUUAUGUAGCAUGAUGGAAGAUUGAAAUCAUAACAAGCAUUUGCAUAUUUAUUUAUGGUAGCAUAAUUUCUAAAGGCCCUGACAGCAGCUGUUAAAAUGGCUCUGCUUCCAUUUAUUACACUUCUUUCGGAAAUGGAGCUCCUGAUCGGACCCAUUCCAUUAGCCAAAAAUUGAGUGAAUUUGCAUUCUGACUCUCACUAAUCAUUUAGAUAACAGGAAACCCUUAUUCAUUCCUAUAACUCCAUGGUGAAGAUAUAUAGAUUUUAAUUUAAUUUCAUUGUAAUUUUUUAUUUUCUUAAUUAUUUAACCAGUUGCAUCAAUACAUAAACAGCUGUGUCCUUUCAAAACAUAAUCUCUAUAAAUAUUUAAUUAGUGUCGGCUCCGAUAAUACACAUAAAAAGGAUCGAGCCCUAUGUGUCUGAUCAAAAACGCAGCAUUAGUAUGUUUUAAUAUCUGAUGCGCUUUAAUUGGAUCUGCAUAUAAGAAAUUUUUUUUCGAGAUUGGUAUCUGACCUCCCGUAAGACUGGUGAUGAUGGCGAAUUCGGAGGCUCAUAAUCACCAUGUUCCAUUUCUUUGUUGUCCUUUUUUGCACGAUAUGUGUGUGUAGUUAUAUUGCCCAUAUCUUUGACAGUGGCUUCUCUUCUUGGUCCUUUUAGCCAUCUUUUACCACACUUUCCGGAUCCUUUCGUAAUUAUACAUGUAAUUUCAACAAAUUAGUCUUUUGGUUUAUUACUAAUAAGACCAUCCAAUUUACUACCACACCUACAGUGGCCUGUUGAAGAUAUAAAACGAUUAAUAUAUAUAUUUUUUUGAUAAUUACAUUAUUUUUGAUUUUGAAAAAAAAAAAUUUUUAAAUCCAGAAUGAAUUAAAAUCAUCGGCCGAUUUUAAUAUAAAAUACUCCGUCUGAGAUUACUUUAUAAGCAAGUAAGUAAAAUGACUACAAAAACAUUUUUUUUUUAAUUAAAAUUUUAAUAAUAAUUCGAUUCCAUGAGCGUAGCUAAAUUAAUGUCAAUAGAUAAAUAAAAUGAAUUUCUAAAAAAUUAUAUUUUCAAUGUUAUUCAUUAAUGUUUCGGAUAAAUAUUUGUACCAUCUUUUUUUGAACGAAAGAUUACCC
Microplitis mediator is the source of this 7244-nucleotide messenger RNA. RefSeq lists its product as uncharacterized. The coding region runs from base 468 to 1421 and encodes 317 amino acids. Lineage: Eukaryota; Metazoa; Arthropoda; Insecta; Hymenoptera; Braconidae. The transcript has 4 exons. The record is from RefSeq and is a predicted model, not a curated record.